AUGAAGAGCGUGUCAUGGUUACCCAUAUUUCUUUCGGGAACAUUUCUUGUUGGAGCGAAGACAAUUGCCCCUAAAGUAGUCAUCGUCGACUUCUACGACGACGAAGCCAACAUUUGGUACGGGAUACCAGACUUCGAUCUCCUUGCACAAAAUAUCAGUGUGCCCGGUCUAUCUUCCAUGUAUCCCGAUGUUCACUGCACGGCGAACGGCGAGAUCUGCCAAGUGAUCACCGAUGAAGGCGAGAUCAAUGCGGCGGCGACGGCCACUGCGUUUGUCCUGUCUGAUCGUUUCGACCUGCGCAAGUCGUACUUCCUGCUCGCGGGCGACGCCGGGAUCAGCCCCAAAGUCAGCACUCUCGGGUCCGUGGCUUUCGCGCGUUUUUCGGUGCAAGUCGCUCUCCAGUACGAGUUCGACGCCCGCGAAAGGCCGGAAGGCUCGCCGACCGGUUAUAUACCGCAAGGAACGACCGGCUACAACCAGUAUCCGCAGUACAUCUACGGCACAGAAGUGUACGAACUGAACGAUGCACUACGUCAGCGGGCCAUCGACUUCGCACGCAAAGCGACGCUGAAUGACACUGCCGAUGCGCGCGCAUAUCGCGCGACAUACGCUGGGAACGAGAGUUACACUCCUGCAAUAUCAACGCCUUCUGUAGUGGGUUGCGAUACGGCUACGUCAGACGUGUGGUUCUCGGGAAACCUGCUCGCCUCUGCGUUCGAAGACGCCAUGACCCUCUUCACCAAUGGUUCUGCAAAUUAUUGCACGACACAGCAAGAAGACAGCGGAGUUCUAGCUGCACUCGUGCGUGGAAAUGUCGCCGGGCUUGUAGAUUUCACCCGCACAAUGUCCAUGCGGACGGCGUCGGACUUCGACAGGCCCGCUCCAGGCGUGCAAGCAGCGGACAAUCUCUUCAAUGGGCAGAACGCCGGGUACGACGCAGCAGUUGAGAAUAUCUAUCUCGCGGGCGUGCAGGUCGUACAAGGAAUCAUCGAACACUGGGAUGAUACGUUCUGUGAGGGCGUAAAGCCGGAGAACUACGUUGGCGACAUACGUGGAUCUCUCGGAGGCUCUCGCGUAGUGGCCGCGAAUGAUGUGUAG
Peniophora sp. CBMAI 1063 is the source of this 1098-nucleotide messenger RNA. The record is from the annotation of a GenBank genome assembly. Lineage: Eukaryota; Fungi; Basidiomycota; Agaricomycetes; Russulales; Peniophoraceae.